AUGGCCCAGCUCUAUCACCUAGUGAUAAAAGUCUUUGAGGAACCUGAGAUUCAUGAGGUCAUCUUCCUACCCAAAAAUUGCUGUUCUGUCCUGUCCCAAGCCGCAGAGCAGGGGGAACUUACUCCCACCACGCGAGCCCUACGCGGGCGCCUUCCCACACUGCCCCGCGGCGAGGUCGCCCCGACCCGGCCCCUCGCAGUGCAUUGUGGGCCAGACGAGGAGCCGGGCCCCUUUUCACCGCAACGCUCGGUAAAUACAGGAGACUCAUAUGGACCAAAGCCCCCACUCCAGCCUGGUGAGGCAGGGGCAGGUCCUGUAGCAGGGGCCCCACUCUGGCCCGCAGCUGUCGCCACCCUGCGGGAGGUGUCAGGGUGGAGCAGUGGCGGCUCCCACGGGUCCUGCACCAGCUUCCUCCUGGUGGGCUUCCCGGGGCUGCGGGAGUCUCGCAUCCUCCUGCUGCCUCCCUCCCUCGGCCUCUGCCUGGUGAUCCUCUCCGCCUAUGCCCUGGUCGUCUACACCGUGCUAGCCCAGCGCAGCCUGCACCAGCCCAUGUACCUGCUCAUCAGCCUGCUCCUGACCGUCAACAUCUGCGCCGCCGCCACCAUGGUGCGGCCCGCCUUGCUCUUCAGCUUCUCCACGCGCUUCAGCCGCGUCUCCCUGGCUCGGUGCCUGGUCCAGAUGUUCUGCAUCUACUUCCUCAUCGUCUUUGAGUGCAGCAUCCUCCUGGUCAUGGCGCUAGAUCGCUACCCAGAGAUGGUGACCAGCGGGUUGCUGGAUGGUCUGCUGGGAGCGGCGGCAGCCAGGAGCGCGUGCAUAGUUGCGCCCGUGGUGGGGCUGGCCUCUCGGGUCCGCUUCAGCCUCUCAGACGUGAUCCAUCACUUGGCCUGCGAGCGCAUGGCCCGCAUGAAGCUCUCCUGCGGGGACGUUUCCCUGCACAAGACCGUGGAGCUCACUGUCCGCAUCUUCAACAGGGUCCUGGUGAUCCCGCUAGGAGCCUCCUAUUCUCGCAUCGUCCGUGCCGCCUUCAGGAUUUCAGCACGGGGAGGCCGCUCCAAGGCCCUGAACACCUGUGGCUCCCACCUGCUGGUCGUCUUCACUGUCUACUCCUCCACCAUGUCCUCAUCAUCUCUACCUGUGGCCCGCACUGCCUCCCAGGAUGUGCGCAACCUGCUCAGUGCCUUCUACCUGCUGCUCCCGUGUCUGGUCAACCCCAUCAUCUAUGGGGCCAGAACCAAGGAAAUCAGGCAGCACCUAGCAACUCUCUUCCAAAGGACGCAGCAGCAGGUCUCCACUCAGAAGCUCCAGUUGCUGUCCUUGCGGAGGGAGAUUCCUGGCUGA
Molecule: messenger RNA, 1338 nt
Organism: Fukomys damarensis (Damara mole-rat)
Lineage: Eukaryota; Metazoa; Chordata; Mammalia; Rodentia; Bathyergidae
Product: olfactory receptor 52K1-like
Biological process (GO): G protein-coupled receptor signaling pathway
Cellular component (GO): membrane
Molecular function (GO): olfactory receptor activity
Source: RefSeq, a predicted model, not a curated record